AUGGUUUCUAUACAAGGGAAACAAAAGCAGAAGGAUUUUGGGCCUGGCUCGCUGUCUGAUCCACAAAAUUUAAUCUCCGCAGCGAGAUCUCCAAAGUAG
Molecule: messenger RNA, 99 nt
Organism: Sclerotinia sclerotiorum 1980 UF-70
Lineage: Eukaryota; Fungi; Ascomycota; Leotiomycetes; Helotiales; Sclerotiniaceae
Exons: 2
Coding region: 1-99 (32 amino acids)
Source: RefSeq, a predicted model, not a curated record